Lingula anatina is the source of this 525-nucleotide messenger RNA. RefSeq lists its product as uncharacterized. NCBI's taxonomy places the organism in Eukaryota, Metazoa, Brachiopoda, Lingulata, Lingulida, Lingulidae. The record is from RefSeq and is a predicted model, not a curated record.
ACUGACGACAUGGUGCAGAAGGUCGCUAACUACACCGAACUGUUGAGGGAACAAGGCAGAGGAGCUUACAACGACGCCAAGAACAUCCUUAGCAAACUCACAGCUGACGCCAAGACUGCCAUCGAAAGCACUCUUCAACAAUUACAGGGCAUUAGAGAGAACUUCUAUAAAGCAUUUAAAUCUAUGUUUGACAACUUUUUCGGGUUUUUCAAGGGAAUUUUCGGAAAGCGAGCGACUAGAGCCCUCUGGGCUAAAUUUGUGGACAGCUUGCAGUCAGUAUUUGCAAAGUUCAAGGGUAAAUACGAAGACCUUGCUGCCUUCGUCAAAGAAAAACUUGGGGAUGGAGUGGAGGAAGCCAGAGGACACUUGGAGAACGUCAAGCUCAUGACAAAGACCGUUCUUGACAAUGCUCAAGAAGCUGGAGAAGCCAAGUUGAAGGAGCUGCAGGAGGUGGUUAAAGCCUACAAGAAUGAUCUGGGCGAUUUGUGGGGCCAGUUGGAAACUGCUAUUAAGAACAUAGGCUAA